Molecule: messenger RNA, 774 nt
Organism: Gongylonema pulchrum
Lineage: Eukaryota; Metazoa; Nematoda; Chromadorea; Rhabditida; Gongylonematidae
Source: the annotation of a GenBank genome assembly
AUGCAGAAUAACGAUGAGCAGACACACGAGAAAGCGGCACGAAAACGAAAUGAUAUCCAGGGUCUACGAGCAGUAGCAGUCAUCCAGGUUGUAUUGUUCCAUCUAUCACUUAAACGCUUCCCGAACGGAUACGUUGGUGUUGAUGUAUUUUUUAUACUAUCCGGUUUUCUGAUCACGAUGAUUCUGAGUUGUAGUACACAACCCAUACUUUCAAUGCUUAUUAAUUUCUACAGUAGACGAAUUAAGCGCAUAUGCCCAGCUUACUAUCUAACAAUCGGCCUUGUGGUCCUGGCUACUGACUUGUUGGUGCUCUUUUUUGAUAAAGACAGUGUUAUGAACGAAGUUCAAUGGGCUAUGGUAUUUGCUACAAAUAUACGUGGCUGGUAUUUGAUGACCGACUAUGCUGCUCAGCUCGUGACUUAUAAUUUUCUCGUGCACACAUGGUCUGUAUGUGUGGAGAUGCAGUUUUAUCUGAUUGCGCCAUUCAUCAUAUUGCUCAGCCGGAAUUCCCGCAUUGGCAGCGCAUUUGCCAUUCUCACUGGUAUAGCUUCACUCUAUUUUUACUGCUUCUCGAAUGUCGUGGAUUCAGCUUCAUUUAUGCGUUCUCGCUUAUGGCAAUUUUUGCUCGGCGGUAUUGCUUAUCGUUUUAGCAAAACCAAAGGCCCAUAUCUUUAUGGACUUGGCUCCAUCCUCGGUAGUAAUUUCUUUCUGUCAGCUGAUGCAGAUAAGUUAAAUCACCCACUGACGGAUGGUUCGACUGCCUUGAAAUUCUGA